UCGCUCCCUCUUUUAAUUUUUUAUGUUCCUAGGUUUUGAUGAUUCAAGUCUCCCAUGAGGGUAGGUAGGGUUGGGAAAAGGGUUCCAUCUUCUAGGCGAUCAGUUUUUGAGACUGUGCAGAGGUUGUGCUGUUUAGUUUCCAAACACAUGGAGAUGAAAACCGUGGGAGUAUGAGAAUUUUUGGUGUCAUCACUUAGCCCUACUCGAUUUCAGAGAACUCAGUGGAACUGGUUGAUCACUGUUACUAUUUGUUAGUCUGCAUUCCUUCUCCUUCAUUUUCAAAAUCAGACGAUAGAAGUACUUACGUGCUCAUUGUACGUCUUAAUUUGUGGAGUACGUGAGAGAGCAAUUUCCGUGAUUAGAAGUCAAGAUGUGCAGGCUCUUGGAAUGAGUGCAAAUUUCUUAUUCUCGUGCAUCUUUGUACGGCGUGAGCACUGAGAUCAUGACCUCUUUUGAGUAGGCGUUUGUGGUACUUGACAAUCUUUGUGACGCAUGCAUGAACGUAGUCGAUAUUUAUUAUUGGGUUCAUAGUGACUCUCUACUUGCAAGGUGAAAAAUGCUGUCUAUUCUUCCGCGCCCUCAGCACCUUGAUGUAUUAUGCGGAGGGCGCAUGACAGAUUGCAAUUGGAUCGUACUGCACGGUUUUAGGACUAGGGCGAAGCCAUUGUCUUGAUUACCAUCUCGUGAAAGGAGAAAUAUAUAGGCACCUGAAAAGCUGUUGCUGAAACCUCUUUGAGGUGUUCGGUUGCAGCGAAGUAUGAGUGUGCAGUAUGAACCAGAGCUGGGUUCUAUGGUCCUUACUCCUGGAUUUCCACCAGGCAAAGAAAGAGAGUAUUUCUCAGACACAGCGAAUAGUCAGCAGGCACCCAACUAUUUUGGUGCGCGCACGUCUUAUGCCAAUGACCACAGGCAGAAUGCAUAUGGCCUGAAAAUUAAAAGCCACGGUUCGCCUAUAUCUCCCCUCUCUCCGCAAGAUUCAUCUCAUGCCGCUUCGGAUAAUGGCCAAAGGAUGUCUGGAGGCUGGAACUCUGCGUCGUAUCAGAGUGAAUCCUCCUCUCAUAGUGAUACUUCUUUAGAGGGCCAUGUCAAACAGGAAGAGGCAGACUAUUAUGGAAGACAAUAUGGUCAUAUUGAGCAGUCAGAGGGAUCACUAGCAUACCAUAAUAGCCCGUCUUCUGUUUUGAAGCCCAUGCCAUAUCCAGGCGCAAUUGCCCAGGGAUAUUCAAUGCCUAACUAUCAACAGGACGGACGACAUGUUCCAGAUGGGCAGUAUGCCCAGUCGCAGAGCAAUUGUGCGCAGAGAAAUCCAGAAAUGGUGCAUAUGCUGCAAGUUCUAGAGAAUGCGCUUUUGGACGACGACGACGACGACGACCAUCGUGCACCAGAAGGGAACUGGGCAGACACGAUUGAAAAGUUUCUGGCCGCUGAUAACUCGGCAAUUAAGCCUUCCCCUGUAACGUCACGUACUACUCAACCUGAUUAUGGGAAGCAGCAAUGCAACGAGAACGCAAUCAACUUUACUGGAGCCGUCACAGCCAGAGUGGAAGAACUGGCUCUUCAAAAAUUGGUGGUAGCAACGAGGAGCAGAUCAGAACAGCUGCUUGUAGCUUGUGCAGAAGCUGUCUCAAAUAAUGAUAUGCCGUUAGCUAAUGUACUUAUUGCGCAACUGAAUCAGGAGGUUUCAAUACACGGUGAUCCGAUGCAGCGUCUGGCUGCUUACAUGGUUGAAGGCCUUGUGGCUCGUGUGGCUGCGUCAGGAAAAAGUAUCUACACUUCAUUGAAGUGUAAAGAGCCUCCGACCAGAGACUUACUAUCAGCAAUGCAGAUUCUGUACGAAGUCUGCCCUUAUUUCAAAUUUGGGUACAUGGCAGCCAAUGGAGCCAUUGCUGAGGCAUUUCAAAAUGAAUCUCGGGUUCACAUCAUCGAUUUCCAAAUAGCUCAAGGUACACAAUGGACUACCCUGAUUCGAGCUUUGGCUGCUAGACCAGGGGGUCCACCUCACGUGCGGAUCACAGGUAUCGAUGACCCCAUGCCAGGGCCAACUCCAAAUGUAGGUGUUGAGAUGGUUGGUAAGCGACUUGCUAAUCUAGCAGAAGCUGUCGGAGUUCCCUUCGUUUUCCAUCCUGUAGCGAAGAAAGGGACAGAAAUAGAAGCAUGGAUGCUGGAGCGGCAGCAAGGAGAAGCUCUAGCAGUAAAUUUUGCGCUACAACUCCACCACAUGCCUGAUGAGAGCGUUUGCACAAGCAAUCCUCGGGACCGUAUGCUGCAUAUGAUAAAAGGCCUCAAUCCCAAAGUCAUGACUCUUGUCGAGCAGGAGUCCAAUACGAACACCGCCCCUUUCUUUCCACGCUUUUUGGAAGCUCUGAGUUAUUACUCUGCCAUAUUUGAGUCCUUGGAUAUAACCUUAGCUCGAGAGAGCAAGGAGCGUGUUAAUGUUGAGCAACAAUGCCUAGCCCGUGACAUCGUCAAUAUUAUUGCUUGUGAAGGCAUCGACAGAGUGGAAAGGCAUGAAAUGAUGGGCAAAUGGCGGGCGCGCCUCACCAUGGCUGGGUUUCGACCCUACCCUUUGAGCCAAACAGUGAACAACACAAUAAAGACAUUGUUGGAGUCGUACAGUGAUAAAUACAGGCUUAAAGAGGAGGGUGGAGCCCUUUUCCUGGGCUGGAAGAAUCGGCCACUCAUUGUUUCUUCUGCGUGGCACUAGAUCCCAUUCGUGAUUGCUGUAUAUACUCAUAUGACUUGCUUCAGCAUUGUGUUUGCUGAGGAACUGUCUUAGUUGCGAAGACUACGUUUCGCUAGAAUUUCAGUCCUGGGUAAAUAGUUGCCUAUUAGUCAGGAUUGCGCAUUGUGAAUAGACUUCUGCCUGGCCCUAGCCUGUUCUAUUUGUAAAAUUUUGCAUCCACUACUUAUUUAAUAAAAUGUAAGCUAUUUUUACGUA
Physcomitrium patens is the source of this 2938-nucleotide messenger RNA. Its product is annotated as scarecrow-like protein 21. Lineage: Eukaryota; Viridiplantae; Streptophyta; Bryopsida; Funariales; Funariaceae. The record is from RefSeq and is a predicted model, not a curated record.